AUGGCGCUGCCAUGCUGCCAACUGUCCUCUGUCUCCAUGGAGAUCCUGCUCUUUCUCAAUGGCCGGUACAACACCACCUACUUCCUGCUGGAGCCUUUCACAUUCUUCUACAAACCCAACCUCAUUCUUGACCCAGUGAUACUGUUCCUGUACUUUGGAAUCGAAAUUACCCACAUUUUCUUCGGUACAAAAGGAAACCUCUGUCAAAGGAUGAUGCCUCUUGGCAUCAGCUUGACCUUGACCUUCCUGUCAACCAAAAUGGCUUUCUAUUACCUCCUGCUGCAGACUUAUGUGCUUCUCCUUAUUAAAGCCAUGAUGGGCACCAUUCUGGACACCAUUCUGCUUACACUCAACACCUUAUCCAGCAUGGAUUCUUUUUUAAGUACUAGAGACCUGCCCAAAGAGAGUCUUGGUGACUGCCCCAUGGUGCCCCAGAGGUACAUGACCUCAGGAAGGCUGACCUUUUGCCUUGGUCUUGGAAGCAUCUUCUAA
Monodelphis domestica (gray short-tailed opossum) is the source of this 492-nucleotide messenger RNA. The record is from RefSeq and is a predicted model, not a curated record. NCBI's taxonomy places the organism in Eukaryota, Metazoa, Chordata, Mammalia, Didelphimorphia, Didelphidae.